AUAGAUGAAUUUUUGAAUAUUCUUAUACCUCACUCAUUUUUCCUCUGAAAACCACGUACUUUAUUUUGCAGCUGUUUCAAUAAAGUUACAACUUUUAGCUUUGAUUAAAAGCCUUUCAUGAAGCAAGUUGCUGACUUAGCUAAAAUGUCAACAGCUUUUUAGUUGUGUUCCUCAUUUAAUUAAUUUCACAGCAUUAGGCGAGCUAUUUAUGCAUCAUUAACUUUUAAAUUAUAGUUAAUUAAAAUGUGGUUUUAAAACUCAUGUUCAGCUGCCUUUCGUACCAGUUUAAUUAUAAAUUUUAAGCACAACAUGUAUGUGUAUAAUCUGCUUUUCGUUCUAAUCGUUUUUAGCUCCUGUGCGAAAUCCUUUAAUUAUACAAGCUGCGAUCACGCAAAGCAGCCAAAGUUUUUGAGCUCAUGCUGUGAUGUUCAAAAAAACGACAAGGCCAUCAAAUCGUGUCGCAAGUCCUUGCUGAGCAAUAAUUCAACCAAUUCGAAUGGGGAAGUGCGCAAUCUGAAGUCGGAUAAGGUGGCUUUGCAUGCGUGCAUUGCAGAGUGCUCCUUCAGGACCAAUGGCUUCUUGCUGAGCAAUGGCACUGUUAAUACCCAGGCAUUGCAGAGGAGCUACCAGCAACGCUACAAAAACGAUCCGAACAUGUCGCAACUGAUGGUGAAGAGCCUCAAUAGUUGCACGGACUACGCUAGGAAGCGGGUGCAGCAGUUCGAAUGGAUGCCCAAGAAGGGCGACUGCGACUUCUAUCCUGCCACCUUGCUGGCCUGCAUCAUGGAACAGGUCUACAUCAACUGCCCGACCAGCAAAUGGAAGAACACCAGCGAUUGCACAGCGAUGCGGAAAUAUUUGGUUGCCUGUGAUGAUGUGGCCAGUAAUAAGAAGAAAUAGCCAUUGCACAUAUCCAAUUAUAUCCGAAUAUAGCAUCAACAUUAACUUGUUCAUUUAUUCAGCCUCCACUUGGAAGGUCAAUUUAGCGAGAUCGGCCAUUCCGCACUGAAUUACAUCGCCUGCCUUGAACGCAUCGGCACCAUUUGGCGUUCCGGUCAGGAUCAGAUCGUUGGCCUCUAGGGUCAUGUACUUGGACACGUGGGAAAUAAUGUCGGGCACCUUGAAUAUUAAGUCUGCAGUGCACCCGCUUUGCUUAAGUUCUCCAUUGACGGUGAGC
Molecule: messenger RNA, 1177 nt
Organism: Drosophila simulans
Lineage: Eukaryota; Metazoa; Arthropoda; Insecta; Diptera; Drosophilidae
Gene: Obp93a
Product: general odorant-binding protein 68
Exons: 4
Coding region: 310-900 (196 amino acids)
Source: RefSeq, a predicted model, not a curated record